This is a messenger RNA of Hibiscus syriacus, 2165 nucleotides long. RefSeq names its product DELLA protein SLR1-like. Gene Ontology annotation, cellular component: nucleus. The record is from RefSeq and is a predicted model, not a curated record. Lineage: Eukaryota; Viridiplantae; Streptophyta; Magnoliopsida; Malvales; Malvaceae. Gene Ontology annotation, molecular function: DNA-binding transcription factor activity; sequence-specific DNA binding. Bases 128 to 1765 code for a protein of 545 amino acids. The transcript has a single exon. Gene Ontology annotation, biological process: regulation of DNA-templated transcription.
CCAUUUCUCUGCUCACACUCGCUCACUCUAUUCCUCCCUAAAAUCUGGGUGUACUUAUUGAUCUCUCUUGUUUAUUUAUUUUCGGAUUUCAAUUCCUUUUUGUGCCAAAGAGGAACAAGUUUGAAUCAUGGUGUUGUACGACUCCGCCACGUUAGCGGGGAGUAGCAGCGGCAGCUCAUCCUCCUCGUCUUCCAAGCCGCCGCCGUUGCAGCCGGAGCAGCGGCAAGAUAUUGAUGGUCAUCUUGCCGGAGCUGGAUAUAAAGUUAGGUCAUCCGAGCUACGCAAAGUAGCUCAGCGACUUGAAAGGCUGGAAACCGCAAUGGUUAAUUCCCCCGCAGAUUUAUCUCAACUUGCUUCUGAUACAAUCCACUAUAACCCUUCCGAUCUCGCCUCCUGGGUUGACUCGCUCCUAUCCGAGUUUCCUCUGACUCCUACUUGCCCCGCCGAGUUCGUCACGGAUCCUGUAACAAAUCAGACUGUGGUAAACGACGCCUGGACCACCACCGAGACUAAUAUGCUGCUGGUGCCCCAGAAUGUUUCUUACGAGCAACAAAAUUUGAAUAAUCAGUUAACGGUUGUCACGGCCAUGGAAGAAGAUUCCGGCAUACGGCUGGUCCAUAUGUUGAUGACGUGUGCAGAGUGCGUCCAAUGUGGAGACUUCUCAUUGGCUACAUCGUUUCUGGAAGACAUGCAAGGGUUACUGACACGUGUUAACACCGUUUGCGGUAUUGGUAAAGUUGCUGGACAUUUUAUCGAUGCUUUGAGCCGUCGUAUUUUCCAAGGUAUUGGCGGCGGUUCUAUAAACGGGGGCUCCGCUUAUGAGAACGAGAUUUUGUAUCACCAUUUCUACGAGGCAUGUCCGUACUUGAAAUUCGCUCACUUCACUGCUAAUCAGGCGAUUCUCGAAGCUUUCGACGGUCAUGAUUGCGUCCACGUGGUGGAUUUCAAUUUGAUGCACGGCUUGCAAUGGCCAGCUUUGAUACAAGCUCUCGCUUUACGUCCCGGUGGACCUCCUUUACUUCGUCUCACCGGCAUCGGACCGCCAUCGCCAGAUGGCCGUGACUCGCUUCGCGAAGUCGGGUUGCGACUUGCAGAGUUGGCUCGGUCUGUCAACGUUCGCUUCGCUUUCCGCGGGGUCGCGGCUUCCAGGCUCGAAGACGUUAAGCCGUGGAUGCUUCAGGUGAAUCCAAAAGAAUCUGUGGCAGUUAAUUCAAUCAUGCAGCUUCACCGCUUACUGGGUUCUGAUCCAAACCGGAAUGCCCCUAUCGAAACGGUUUUGAACUGGAUCCGGAGCUUAAACCCGAAAAUCAUGACCGUCGUGGAACAAGAAGCAAACCACAACCAACCAGGUUUUCUAUACCGUUUUACUGAAGCUCUUCACUAUUAUUCAACGAUGUUCGAUUCUUUAGAAGCUUGCACAGUUCAACCGAACAAGGCAUUAGCCGAGAUAUACAUUCAAAGGGAAAUAACCAACGUGGUGAGCUGUGAAGGGUCGGCUCGAGUCGAAAGACACGAACCGUUGGCUAAGUGGAGAAUACGUCUGACUGGCGCCGGAUUCCGGCCAUUACAUUUGGGGUCCAACGCGUAUAAGCAAGCUAGCAUGUUGUUGACACUGUUCUCGGCGGAAGGGUAUUCGGUGGAAGAAAAUGACGGGUACUUGACUCUGGGUUGGCAUAGUCGCCCCCUCAUUGCUGCUUCGGCCUGGCAAGCCGUAUCUGAUGCGCCGUCAGAGUUCCCGGUACCAGAUACUCAUAGGCUAUCCUAAUCAAAGGCAGGCUAAUAGUAAAUAAAUAGUCACAACGAAGACCUGGCUGUAAAUUUGGGGUAAUUCGGUUUCUUUUGGGAAGAUAAUUAUUUUUUCCUCAGCAUUAAUCGAUGUUAUUUUCAUUGAGAUUUUAGUUCAGGAGAAAUCUGUUCCUAGGAUUUUCCAUAUAUACAUAUUUUCUCCUAUGUCUUGAAUCAGGCAAAUUGAUCGUUAUGAAGAUGGCAGAUGUUCAUGGAAAUUUGAUUUUUGGUGGUUAAAGUUAGCAUUAGGCAUUAGGCUUAAAAGGUAAAAUUAUGAGAGAUACUUAAAUUCCAUAUCCUACAAAACUAGCAGGUACUUCAUACUUUCCAAACCGGGGAAUUUGUUCAGAUACCUUUUUCAGGUUGUGAGUGGCUACCCU